Penicillium manginii is the source of this 2559-nucleotide messenger RNA. RefSeq lists its product as uncharacterized. Lineage: Eukaryota; Fungi; Ascomycota; Eurotiomycetes; Eurotiales; Aspergillaceae. Bases 1 to 2559 code for a protein of 852 amino acids. The transcript is spliced from 4 exons. Gene Ontology annotation, molecular function: acyltransferase activity, transferring groups other than amino-acyl groups; hydrolase activity, hydrolyzing O-glycosyl compounds. The record is from RefSeq and is a predicted model, not a curated record. Gene Ontology annotation, biological process: peptidoglycan turnover; carbohydrate metabolic process.
AUGACAUCGAAUGACCUGCAGAGGCAAGUUGGCCAGCUAUUUGCGGUCGGUUUCCACGGUCACACACCCAGCCCAGAGAUCAAGACAUUGAUCCACGAUUACCACAUUGGCGGCAUCGUUCUUUUCUCGCGCAAUUUUCAAAAUGCGGAACAGUUACAGGCGUUGACAUUGGCUCUACAAAAUGAAGCUCGCUUGGCAGGACAUAAACGCCCUCUUCUUAUCGGGAUCGAUCAAGAAAAUGGCCUGGUUACCCGAAUUUCCCCUCCUAUCGCCUCUCAAGUCCCAGGACCAAUGGCUCUCGGUGCAACCCAUGACCCGAGAUUCGCCUAUCAGGCGGGUAAAUCCACUGGCGAGAUUCUGAACUUCUUUGGUAUCAACAUGAACUACGGUCCAGUGUGCGAUAUCAAUUCAGAACCAUUAAACCCUGUUAUUGGUGUGCGCAGCCCUGGUGACAAUCCAGAAUUCGUCGGUCGGUUUGCGUCAGCGACUGCACGUGGCCUGAGAGAGGAACGGAUUAUUCCAAGUGUCAAGCAUUUUCCCGGCCAUGGCGAUACCGCAACCGACUCUCAUUACGGACUUCCAAUCAUCGCAAAGGGGAGAGAUGACCUGGAGCGGUUAGAACUCAUUCCCUUUCGCCGGGCUGUGGCCGAAGGAGUGGAAACGGUGAUGACUGCACAUAUCUCCCUACCUCAGAUCGAUGACAAACUGCCCGCGACGUUAUCGCCAAAGGUCUUGGGGAUAUUGCGUAGGGAUAUGGCCUAUGAUGGAAUGAUCAUCACAGACUGUCUUGAGAUGGAGGGGAUUCGAGCCAGCUACGGCACAGAGCAAGGAUCCGUGAUGGCAGUGCAGGCUGGGAGUGACAGCCUGAUGAUCUGUCAUACAUUCGACGUCCAAGUGGGUUCUGUUAAGAAAGUUUGCGAAGCGAUUCAAUCUGGCGCAAUUGAGGCCUCUCGUUUCGAGUCAGCUUGUCGUCGGGUUGCAUCAGUGAAGGACAAUUUUCUUAGCUGGGAUACUGCUUUGCGCAAAAAUGAUGCUGCACAGCUCGACAUCAUAAACAAGAAGGUGGCCGCUUUAUCACAAGAAGCAUACGAACAUUCUACAACUCUGGUUCGCGACAAUGCUAGCGUACUUCCACUUUCUCGGUCUUCCAAGAUAGUGGUUCUCUUCCCGGGCGAUGGAACUCCCGCCGGAGGCGCGGUAGAUGGCGAAGGUAUGGGGAGACAGGGGUCAUACGAGGUCACCCCGUAUCUUGAGGCCAUUCAGCUUCAUAACCCGUCUGCCACUGAGUUGAAGUAUGGAGAGGCGGGUCUAUCAGUCGAAGAGUUGGAUAUGGUCAAGAACGCCGAUACCGUAGUCUUUGUUUCUCUCAACGCGCGAGAGUCACCAUAUCAAGAAAAGUUGGGCCUCGAGCUUCCACAAUUGAGUCGCUCGUUGGUAGCAAUUGCUGCAUGCAACCCUUAUGACUUCCUUGACGCUCCUGAAAUUCAAACAUAUCUCACCACUUACGAACCCACGAUCGAAGCCUUUUCAGUGGCGGCCGCAAUCAUUUUUGGAAAAAAAGCCUCGAAGGGAUCGUUGCCAGUGGGUCCAACGGUUUCAGCCAAGUCUAACGCGACUUUUGAAUUGUAUGAUGCGGAAAGGGACAUCGAAGGGAUGGUAGAUACUUGGGAUGCAGCCGUUCCAACCUAUCAUUUACCCCGGGAGAGCUUGCGCGCACUAUUUGUUCGUCCAAAUGCCCGCCACUUUGUGGCUCGUAUCGACUCAAAGGCUGUUGGGUUCUGUCUCGCCUACUUCAAUGCCGAUGGGCCCCCAAAGACGGUUCAUGUCGCCGUGUUGGCUGUUUCUCCUGCCUAUCAGAACCAAGGAAUUGGUACAGUGCUUUUAACUGAAGUUCGGUCCUUUUUCAGGAGCCAAUUUGGUCUCGAGAAUUUAAAGUUGGGCAGCUCAUUUCCUCGCUUCUGGCCCGGUGUGCCCCGCGAUCUUGGUGAAGAUAUUCAAAACUUCUUCACUCACCGCGGCUGGCGACUCAGCCCUCCUGAGAGCAGAUCGGUCGAUCUAUAUCAGGCCAUUAAGAAUUUUCAGGCUCCCGAGAAGUACAUGACUCGUGCUAGAGAAAGCGGCUUUACCUUUGCUCCACUGAAAUCUGAGGACUACGAUGCAUGCCUGGUUGGCCAACGGAAGAACUUCUCUGAUAAAGCGGGCUGGGUAGAAGCCUUCGUGGCGCUGCACCCCAGCAAAUACCCGGACAGUGUGAUGGUUGCAUAUGACUCCCAGGGUCAGCAAGUAGGCUGGACCUUGAUGCUAGGAUCCCCUGAGGUGAUCAAUCACGUAUGGGCAUUUCCCCAGAUGUGCGGUCCGAAUACAGGCCUGAUUGGCUGCGUGGGCGUUGAUGAAGCACAUCGUAAAUCAGGAAUCGGGCUGGCGAUGGUGUGCCAUGCUGUGGAGAACAUGAAGCAACGGGGCGUCGAAGGGGUUUUUGUUGAUUGGGUUGCUCUACAGGGAUAUUAUGAGAAAGCUGGGUUUGAAACUUGGCGGAGCUAUCGACCUGGUCAGAUUUGA